This is a messenger RNA of Gymnodraco acuticeps, 3487 nucleotides long. Its product is annotated as zinc finger X-chromosomal protein. Lineage: Eukaryota; Metazoa; Chordata; Actinopteri; Perciformes; Bathydraconidae. Gene Ontology annotation, molecular function: metal ion binding; RNA polymerase II cis-regulatory region sequence-specific DNA binding; DNA-binding transcription activator activity, RNA polymerase II-specific. The coding region runs from base 393 to 2615 and encodes 740 amino acids. Gene Ontology annotation, biological process: regulation of transcription by RNA polymerase II. The record is from RefSeq and is a predicted model, not a curated record. The transcript is spliced from 8 exons. Gene Ontology annotation, cellular component: nucleus.
GUCUUGACAUAACCCGUUAGAACAGCGGUGCUCACAUUAUGGCCUGUUUGGUGCCUGCCGGUGUGAUUUCCACCACAACCCUUCCGCAUUUUCCUGCUGCUCUCGGGCUGUGACGUGUCGUGCUGACGGCGGCCUCGGAGCUGGAGGAGCAGGGGGCUGUAGCAUGACAAGAACUGGCUCGAGACGUCCUGCUUUGCUUUCAGCCGAGCUCCAGAAACAACCCAUAACCCCUCCUUCUCCGCUCCUCUCCGGCCCGCCCAAAUAACACAAAAUUCCCGACUGAAUCCAGCCCGAGUCUGGGGGAACCAGGCGGCCUGGGAAGCCGAGGUGUGGACGGAGGCCAUCCCUGCAGCAUACAUCUGUGCUCCACUAACAAAUGCAGUGUGAGGACAAUGGAUGAGCAUGUCACCAGGCUAUCAAUACAUUCUGAAGAGCCUAAAAUAAUAUUACACGGAUCGGAUGAGGGUGGUGCCGGCGGGCAGGAGUUUGUUGUGGAGCUUCAAGAGACAGUGUUGGUGUCCGAAGGCGAGGGCGAAGGCGAAGGCAUGGCGGUUCACAGGUUCGCGCCAGACGAGCUCGUCAUCCAGGACGCUGUCGAGGAUGUGGUAUCUGAGUAUGUGCACUGCGAUGAAGACGAGGACGUAGCAGUGGAAACCUGCGUGAUGGCUCUUGACGGCGAUGAGGAAGGAGUUGCCAUGGGAGACAUCCCUGAAGAUGGGCUGGACCCUGAGGAGCAGGACGACGACGACCAAGAUGGCUGCGGGGAUUAUCUCAUGAUAUCCUUGGACGAAGCUGGCAAAAUGGUGUCCGAGGAUGGAACAGAGGUCACAGUGGAGGGAGCUGUGGAGGACCAGGAAGUGGAGAAGGAUGAGGAUGGGCAGGAAGUGAUAAAGGUCUACAUCUUCAAGGCUGAUUCUGGCGAGGAUGACAUGGGAGAAUCGGUUGACAUCAGCGACGGAGACACGGAGAGUGUGGCGUUAACAGAGUCUUCAGGCCUCCGAGAGAAAAUGGUCUACAUGUCUGUCGGGGAUUCUCAUCACAAUCAAGGAAACCACGGUGGGUCCAAAGUUUAUAUAGAAGUGGUGGGAUACCCAGUAACUCAUGACCACUUGUGUGACAGUGUGUCUCUAAGCAAGGACUUCAUGCCUCUGGCCUGUACGGCUGCUUAUGGUGCAGAUGAUAGCGAGAGUUGUGAAAACAGAAACGGUGCCGCCAGCGCUCUGCUGCACAUCGAUGAGUCUGACGGGGUGGAUGAGAUCAACAGACAACGCAACAAGAGCAGGAGACGGUCGGAGCCUCGCCAGGUGCAGACAGCCAUCAUCAUCGGCCCGUACGGUCAGCCUCUCACAGUUUACCCCUGCAUGCUCUGUGGUAAAAAGUUCAAGUCACGGGGUUUCCUUAAACGCCACACCAAGAAUCACCACCAGGAGGUUCUGACGAGGAAAAAGUACCAAUGUACAGACUGUGACUUCACCACCAACAAGAAAGCCAGCCUCCACAACCACAUGGAGGUACACGCGCUGAGCAGCAAGGCCCCUUUCGAGUGUGAAGUGUGCGGCAAGGAGUUCCACCAGCAGGCGGCGCUGUUCUCUCACAGAUUGCAGCACCACCACCGAGAGCCCAAGGGCCAGUCGCCCACAACGCCAAACAAAAUGCAUAAAUGCAAGUUCUGUGAAUAUGAAACGGCCGAGCAAGGGCUGCUCAACCGGCACCUGUUGGCCGUCCACAGUAAGAGCUUUCCCCACAUCUGUGUGGAAUGUGGAAAAGGCUUUCGACACCCUUCGGAGCUGAAGAAACACAUGCGCACGCACACGGGCGAGAAGCCCUACUCCUGCCUGUACUGCGACUACAAGUCGGCCGAUUCCUCCAAUCUCAAGACACACAUCAAAACUAAGCAUAGCAAAGAGAUGCCAUACAAAUGUGAGCGCUGUUUCCAGACCUUUGCCGAGGAGGAGGAGUUAAUGCAGCACGGACUAACGCACGAGGAGAAUAAGACCCACCAUUGUGCCCACUGUGAUCACAAAAGUUCCAACUCGAGUGACCUGAAACGCCAUAUCAUAUCCGUUCACACCAAGGACUAUCCACACAAAUGUGCCAUCUGUGGUAAAGGCUUCCACCGACCGUCUGAACUGAAGAAGCACUCGGUGUCGCACCGGACCAAGAAGCUUCAUCAGUGCCGCCACUGCAACUUCAAAAUUGCAGACCCUUUUGUUCUCAGUCGCCAUAUCUUGUCCGUGCACACAAAGGAGCAACAGUCCUCUCCUGAAAAGAGUGAGUCGGGUAAGAGGACAGAGACACACACUCCUGUUGUGUCGCCUAAAAAGUCUGCAGCCAGCGCGUCCAGCGCCGCUAGCCAGGCCAGCAGAGUCAGCGCAGCCAGCUUAGCCAGCAGUGUGACUGUCGUCAUUGGCAAAGGACAGAAAGAAAGGAGAAUCUACCAGUGCCAGUACUGCGACUACAGCACCGGGGACGCUUCGGGGUUCAAGCGGCACGUGAUCUCCAUUCACACAAAAGACUAUCCGCACCGCUGCGAGAUCUGUUCGAAAGGUUUCCGACGACCCUCUGAGAAGAACCAGCAUAUCAUACGCCACCACAAAGAUGUGGUGCAGGAGUGACUCUGACCGAGCCAAAAACUGUGCCACACAAAGAACAAUGUCGAAGCAACCAUCACACCCCAAACUCUGCACCCUCAGCACCACACAGGCCACGCUCAAACAAUGUGGCAUGUGUGGUGCUGCACUGAGUCCGUUCUGUUGUUUUGACCUUUUUUUGAUCGUCAGCCUAAUGUUUGUUCAGAAAUGUAUACACAUGUACAUAACACAAUGCUCUGUCCCGAGUUAGCAACAGAACCCCUCUGUAGACUUGCACUUUUAACUGCAUGUCCCUUUGCUGGUGACGGUGUGCAUGGCAGAUUGUGCAGAUGUCUCUUUGUAGAUAUACAUUUUUUUUAAUUUUCAGGCAGCAAUCAGUUGUCAAUCACAAUGGUCCUAAUUAUGUCUCAAGACUGUUCGAUUUGCAAAACGUUUGCAUGAUUUUGUCAUAAUUUACUCAACAAAGCAGUAUGGAUUAGCAACAUUCUCCCAGUAGCACAUCCUGGUGAACAUCAUGAUGAAUGCUGUAAUCAAGUUAUGUGUGAUAAGAAUCGUGUGUGUAUGAGCAGGCCUGUCACGAUAACUACUUUUAUUGGACAAUAUAUAAUCACGGAAAUUAUUUUAAUCAACAAUAUUGUAAUUUUAAAACUAUUUUAUGCCACUCUUAAAUAUAAUAUAUUGUAAUGCCCAUAUAGAAAGUUUAGACUUUGAAAUUUCAUUGUGAAAAAAUACUAAAAUAUCUUAAAUUGGAUAAACCACAACCAUAUCAAGCUCUGAUAGCAAAAUGAACUUUGCUCAAGUCUUAAAAUGGUAAUGAAAAACUCGCCAUUAAUUCUGGAUAUAAUGUUGGCGAUAUUCUUAUGUUAAAAAAACAUGUUUGUUGUGUUUAGCAAAAA